AUGGAAUUGGGGUUUUCCCUCUCCCGCUUCCAGCUGAGCCUCUGGCAGCCCAUGAAGGUCAAGGAACCCUCUAGAAUGGCACAACACAAGCUUUGGGUCCAAGCCAGAGUGUUUUUAUUAAGGGCUUUCCUUCUUACUGUGCUGGUUCUGUUUGUUGAAUUCUCCCAGUGGGACAAUUGUCUUCAGCCAGAUCCAAACCUGACUCCAUCAUCUCUUGCUAUGCUGCCCUGGUCGGGCUGUUCCAGGUUAAUUGGGCUAAUUGGGUUAAUUGGGAGAAAGCCAAUGGAGGUUGAAGUAUUAGGCAAGCUGCAGUGCAGGGCAAAGUUCCUUAAAAUUCCUUUCUCAGACACUUUUCACCUUUAG
Messenger RNA from Podarcis lilfordi (Lilford's wall lizard), 363 nucleotides. The record is from the annotation of a GenBank genome assembly. NCBI's taxonomy places the organism in Eukaryota, Metazoa, Chordata, Lepidosauria, Squamata, Lacertidae.